CCGCCUAACAGCCUCUGAUAACAAGCCAGCAUCAUGAAGCUGGCUAUCGUCCUCUGCCUGGUGGCUGCGGCUGCUCCCAGCUAUGGCGGGUUCUUGGGACCAUUCAGCGGGCGUGCCGGUGGAUUCGCCUUUGGCGGACUGCGAGGCGGAUUCGGUCUCCGAGGACUAGGAGCCGGCUACGGCCUGAACGGCGGAUAUGGCGGAUUGGGCGGGUACGGCUUCAACGGCGGAUACGGUGGAUUUGGCGGAUACGGCGGAUACGGCGGAUACGGUGGAUACGGCGGAUACGGCGGAUACGGCGGAUACGGCGGAUACGGUGGAUACGGCGGAUACGGCGGAUACGGCGGAUACGGCGGAUACGGCGGGUACGGCGGGGUCGGCUUCAACGGCGGAUACGCCCUUGGCGGACUGAGAGGCGGAUUCGGCCUCCGAGGACUACGAGGCGGCUACGGCUACGGCCUGAACGGCGGAUACGGCUUCAACGGCGGAUACGCCCUUGGCGGACUGAGAGGCGGAUUCGGUGGACACAAGAAGCACUUCUCCAGCUACAGCUACGGACAUUGACAAAUGACUGGUUAGUUUUCAAGUAGCAUCCCCAAUACCUUGGUAAAAUGUCUCGGUUCCUUAGGCAGCAGAUAUAUUAGCAAUUGACCAUUUUGCGCUGUGUUCACCGGAAUACAUGGACUGUCGCGUGC
Pollicipes pollicipes is the source of this 695-nucleotide messenger RNA. RefSeq names its product glycine-rich protein 23. The coding region runs from base 34 to 564 and encodes 176 amino acids. The transcript has 2 exons. The record is from RefSeq and is a predicted model, not a curated record. NCBI's taxonomy places the organism in Eukaryota, Metazoa, Arthropoda, Thecostraca, Pollicipedomorpha, Pollicipedidae.